Messenger RNA from Pocillopora verrucosa, 3531 nucleotides. RefSeq names its product xylosyltransferase 1. Gene Ontology annotation, molecular function: protein xylosyltransferase activity. Gene Ontology annotation, biological process: chondroitin sulfate proteoglycan biosynthetic process; heparan sulfate proteoglycan biosynthetic process. NCBI's taxonomy places the organism in Eukaryota, Metazoa, Cnidaria, Anthozoa, Scleractinia, Pocilloporidae. Gene Ontology annotation, cellular component: membrane. The record is from RefSeq and is a predicted model, not a curated record.
CAAACAGGAGAAAUCUGUGCUUACGUGACACUUACGGUCAUGAAGUUUAGAAUCGUUAGAUUUAUUUUAGGAAUUGUAGGUCUUAUUGUGAUAAUUCAGGUGUUGACGACCAUUUAUUUCUCGUCCAAACACUGGCCAGAAGAACAUCCAGUGCAUGGGAAUCGACAUGUUCCAAGAUCGAGUUUAAAAACCGGCCCACACGUGGGGAUCGAGUCAAAACAGGAUCCAGAACAAGGGGAACAGUUGAAAAAAACAGAGAAGAAUAAUGGGCAGGCAGCUUUAGAGCAACCAUUUGUUCCUCCAUGUAAUGUGAAACACAAAGAUGCUCUUUCUGCAUUAAAGAGGGUGAAAUCUGAGAAAUGUAGAAGACUUAUUUACAAGACAGCAUGUCUGUCAGAAGCCAAAUUACUAUAUACCUCUCUACUUGACAUUAAAAGAACUUGCCCUGCACCACGUUCUACCAAGGGCCCUGCUAAACCAAUUGAUCUUAGUCGCACAGCAUAUGGAAACCCAAUCAGAAUUGCUUUUGUUCUUACUCUUCAUGGACGAGCUUUCCGACAAGUAAAGAGAUUAUUCAAGGCUUUGUACCACAGUAAUCACUACUUUUUCUUUCACAUAGACACUAGGUCUGAUUACCUGCGAAGAGAAGUUUUAAAGAUGAUACGUGAUUUUCCAAAUGCCGCAGUGGCACCUUGGAGUAUGGCAACUAUAUGGGGAGGAGCAAGUCUUCUCCAAAUGUUGCUGAAAUGUAUGGAGGACUUAUUAGCCAAGAAAGACUGGAAAUGGGACUUUUUUAUUAACCUGAGUGAAUCAGACUAUCCAAUACAACACAACUCAAAACUGGUGGAAUUUUUAAGAGCCAAUAGAGAUUUUAACUUUUUAAAACCCCAUGGAAGGGAACUUUUAAGGUUUAUUAAAAAGCAAGGAUUGGAUAGGACAUUUUUAGAAUGUGAUGAGCACAUGUGGCGACUCGGCGACAGAAAACUGCCCUCUGACAUUGAGAUCGAUGGCGGAAGUGACUGGAUUGGUUUAAACAAGAAAUUCUGUCACUAUUUAGUAACAUCAAAGGACCCUCUAGUAGUGAGACUCAAACACAUGUAUGGAUACUCGCUACUUCCAGCAGAGUCUUUCUUCCACACCGUUUUAAGGAAUGGUCCUUACUGUGAGACGUUCGUCCGAAGCAAUCUUCGUCUCACAAACUGGAAGCGGAAGCUGGGCUGCCGGUGUCAGUACAAGCAUAUCGUGGAUUGGUGUGGCUGCUCACCAAACGACUUUAAGCCCGAGGAUUUGCCUCGGCUGAAGAGCAAGUCAACAAACUUCUUCGCACGUAAAUUCGAGGCGAUCGUGAACCAAGAGGUCAUCAACCAGUUAGACGCUUGGCUUUAUGACCCAUAUCCGACCGACACGCAAGGAUUGAAUUACUACUGGGAGAAUCUUUUCCAUCGCGAAGACUCCAUCACCAAAACUAGCGACGUGUUUAGAACAUUCUUCCAUGCUUUUGCCAGAGUAGGCGAGAAAAGUUUAAAAACAGCAGCCUCGCAAGGAGCUAAAAGCCAGAAAUGUCCAAGUGGGAGGGUUUUAGACACUCAGGAGAUCACACUACUGAAUCAACAUGAUCAAUUUGGCGGGCUAUUAGUUUUGUAUGAUGUUGAAUAUUCAACAAAGGAUGGCGAUAAACAGGUCGUCACUUUAGAAUCGUGGCUGGCUCCGUUGAGUCAUGAAGAGCUUUUGAAUCUGAACAUGAGUAACGGACCACAGCGACUUGUGGGGCUAGAGGUGGGCACUAGUUGGGACCAAAAGGAGAGGGUCUUUCGCAACAUGGCCCGUCUGAUGGGUCCCUGGGACGACCCUGUCUUAGUACACCGCUGGGUUCAUGGCAAAGCAUUUGAUGUAAAACUUAUGUGGGUGGACCCCAUCAACGUGGUGACGGGAAUUUAUGAAAUGCGCGUGGUCGAUAACUGGGUGGUUUCAUUUCAUAAACCCACUUUCAAGAAACCAAUGCGGCCUGGAAAGUGGACAAUUAAAAUGAUUUUCUCGCAUAAAGGCGAGGAUAUGGUCAUAGGACAAACGAAAUUCUUAGUGGUUCCUCUGUCAUUCUCAAAAGGCCAACCUAUUAGCUCUAAUGAAGCUGUCGCCGCGAACAGCGGUCCCCCGGGCGGGAUUUAUAACGCUAAUGAUUUCUUAAUCGAGUUUGACCGAGAGGCAAACAACACAGAGGCCCUGGCCACGAAUGCCGCGGAGAAUUCUAGGAAGUCUGGGGAACCGCUUCAUGAUUGGAUAGACAAUGUUACAGAAUAUUUUUGGACGGUAGAAUCGUCUUGCAUAGUUCAAGGGAAGAUUCCUGGUUGCGAGCAAAUUCCACAAUGUGAAUCUACUUCAUGGAGUUCAAGGUCACCAGAUCCUAAAUCAGAAAUAGGUAGAGUGAAACCUAAUGGUCGAUUACGAUAGUAAAUCAAUUUCAAUGUAACACUUUUACUCCCAAGAAUGGAUUGAUAAUGCUUAUUUCUAUCCACACCGCAUCAUUCCGUUGGCGGUCGUCCAUCACUCGUAUGUUACAGACCGAAUUGGACUUCACUUGGUCCAAUUACCAUUAUACUAUUUAGUGACUAACAACACCCUCUAGCUGACAAGUUUUGGCUGUCCUCAAUACCUGUUUGAGGCAUUAUGCCUUGAAGGGGCGAGAAGUUACAGAUCGAGAUCACAACUGGGAGUUAAAGUGUUAACGGGGUUUUUUUCCCAUAGAAAUUUUUAGAUCUUCAAAUUACGUUCAAAAUGUUCCGCAAACGAAAUAGUGUAUUUAUUAUUCUUGCCAUGAUAAUUUUGAUAACUGUUAUAGCGUUAUAUGGACUAAAAGGUUACAAUUCACUCAUAUCUUUUGGUUGAAAUUCCUCUUAAACGUUUAGAGCUUCUUCGGAAUUUGGUUCAUGCUGAACUUUGAGACUGCCUAUUUAGGCUAAUGCACUCUCCGACCGUAGCUGUUGUAUGCACAGUUAUUCAUUUAAAAGAAAGUCGAAGAAUUUGUUUGGAUAAAACCAUGUGCUAUAUUAGGGUUUUUAAUAGAAUAAACUGCCACUCAAAAUUUUACACGCGCUGUUGUUGGGGAAAAUUAAAUUACUCAUCUUCCACAGUUGUUGGCAUGAGUUUAUGUAACUUAGACCCAUUUCCAGCCGGAAGAAGAUGAAUAUAUCCCUCCAAUGUGAUGAAGAAGUAUUUAUUGAAUUUUGAUAAAUGCACAUAACUUUGCAUUUAAAAAAUGCAUUUUUGUCUUGUUCAGUUUUCCACUCAAAAAAUCAAAGAAAAAAUACUUUUUCAUGCCAAAUUGUCUUGAUGGAUCAAAAGACAGCCCUAACUUCAAGUUUUAAAAGGCGAUGAUUAACUGUUAAUCACCUUUGCAUCUUCAAUACGAAAAGGUUAAGGUUUUUACAAGCUAACUUGCUUCAUAGAGUAACUCGUUUUGUUAAAUUAAGGAGCUUUGGUGGGGCGAAGAACACUUGAUGACGCUCUUUUAUCUCAGAGUGUUUGAAAAAUAAA